This is a messenger RNA of Gregarina niphandrodes, 525 nucleotides long. RefSeq lists its product as hypothetical. The coding region runs from base 1 to 525 and encodes 174 amino acids. The record is from RefSeq and is a predicted model, not a curated record. Lineage: Eukaryota; Apicomplexa; Conoidasida; Eugregarinorida; Gregarinidae. The transcript has a single exon.
AUGAAGGGGACCGCGGGCGGCGCCACGAACUCAUGUGGCUUGGGGUUGUUAUUGAGCGUGAUGACUGACAGGGGAGAGCGGCCAUCCACUGCCGACUGUCAGCUGAAGAUGGUCGAGCUACGUAGCCUAGUGGGUGACAACACUAUAAAGUUUGCGGUCCUAAUCCCUCGGGGAGACAUCUUGACCUUUUGUGGCGUUGACCGCGUGCGCAAGAAGUAUGACUGGAUCGCCAGAUGCUCACGAAUUCGAUGGCAUGCUAUUUACAACGACGUGGAUCUGGCUCUAGUAGUUCGUGACUUCAAAGAGUUUCUGACUCGCAAGGAUCCAAAAAAUGAAUUCUCCAACAUGUCUGACCAGAUUUGGUUAGAUUGUUUUCACUGGACGAAGGCGGCAUUGCUGUGGGAAUUGGAGAAAGUGCGUGAGUCCAAUCCGGAAGUAUUAAGCAAAUCUUUACAGGUCGUCGACUGCAGAAAUUUGACAAAACAUGAGCUCGAGUGCUUCCCUGACUGGCGUGCUUUUGCCUAA